Molecule: messenger RNA, 624 nt
Organism: Mastomys coucha (southern multimammate mouse)
Lineage: Eukaryota; Metazoa; Chordata; Mammalia; Rodentia; Muridae
Product: keratin-associated protein 4-7-like
Exons: 1
Coding region: 1-624 (207 amino acids)
Cellular component (GO): keratin filament
Source: RefSeq, a predicted model, not a curated record
AUGGUCAGCUCCUGUUGUGGUUCUGUCUGCUCUGAGGAGGGCUGUGGCCAAGGCUGCUGCCAGCCUAGCUGCUGCCAGCCCAGCUGCUGUGUGUCCACCUGCUGCCGGCCCAGCUGCUGUGUGUCCACCUGCUGCCGGCCCAGCUGCUGUGUGUCCAGCUGCUGCAGGCCCAGCUGCUGUGUGUCCAGUUGCUGCAGGCCCAGCUGCUGUGUGUCCAGCUGCUGCAGGCCCCAGUGCUGUCAGUCUGUGUGCUGCCAGCCCACCUGCUGCCGCCCCAGCUGCUGCAUUUCCAGCUGUUGUCGCCCCAGCUGCUGCAGGCCUUCCUGCUGCCAGCCUAGCUGCUGUGUGUCCAGCUGCUGCAGGCCCAGCUGCUGCCAGUCUGUGUGCUGCCAACCCACUUGCUGUCGUCCCAGCUGCUGUAUCACCAGUUGUUGCCGUCCCAGCUGCUGUGUGUCCAGCUGCUGCCGCCCCUGUUCCAGCUGUUGUGGGUCUAGCUGCUGCAGGCCCAGCUGCUGCACUUCUAGCUGCUGCCGUCCUUCUUGUUGUGUGUCCAGCUGCUGCAGGCCCACCUGUUGCCAGAGCACCUGCUGUCGCCCAGCUUGCUCUAGUUGUUCUUGUUGCUGA